Molecule: messenger RNA, 1428 nt
Organism: Aspergillus niger
Lineage: Eukaryota; Fungi; Ascomycota; Eurotiomycetes; Eurotiales; Aspergillaceae
Exons: 1
Coding region: 1-1428 (475 amino acids)
Biological process (GO): base-excision repair
Molecular function (GO): catalytic activity
Source: RefSeq, a predicted model, not a curated record
AUGGCUCGUAUGACACGUUCCGCCACUGCGCGGGAGACAGCGCUACUUGCUGCUCAGAUGCAGCAGAACGAGGCCCAGCCAUCCAAGGUAUCAGACUCGGAUGCUGCAGCCUUCAAAGACUCGGCCAGAAGAGCAACCGCCGCUACAUCUGCGAGUCACACUCGACCCACGAAGCGCAACGGGCCAGUUGGUGAACCUGUCUCCAAGAGGACAAAGACGAACCGCAGAAAUGCACAAAAUAAUGAUGCCCAAGAACUUCCUCACAAUUUAGGUUCGGCUACUCUGCUACCCGAGCUGCAAGAUAAGAGCGCUCCAAUUAAGCUAGACACCCGCGACACCCCUAUAAAGAAAGAAGAGAUAGAUGCAAUUUCCAACACCCUGCAGAACACUGUCGACAAGGCCACAAAAGCGGCCUCGGGGUCCAGUGAAAAGGAGAAGAGAUCCAAAAAGACUAAUACAUAUGGCCUCACACCUGGAAUUACCCCAUUCCCAGACUGGGCUCGUCCCACCCCUGAAGAAUGUGAAGAAGUCAAUCGGUUACUCUCGACCGUACACGGAGAGAUUGUUGCACCUACCACUAUUCCGGAGCCAUCGCUCACUGUUACCGGCUGUGGCGAGGUUCCUUCGGUCCUUGAUGCUCUCAUCCGCACGUUGCUCAGCGGAGCAACAACAGGAAACAACUCUGCCAUGGCAUUCAACGGUCUUGUGCAGAGAUUUGGUAUCCUGAAAGAGGGUAUCGGUAAAGGAAGCGUGGAUUGGGAUGCUGUCCGUCAGGCGCCACUCAAGGAUGUCUUUGAAGCCAUCAAACGUGGCGGCUUAGCGGAUAUCAAGAGCAAGAAGAUCAAGGCUAUACUAGACAUGGUCUACGAAGAGAAUCAGCAGCGCAGAGACAUGCUGCUGAAGGGUUCCCGGGACGCACCACAGGAUCUGAUCAAGAAGUCCGAAGGUGGCAAGCAAUAUGAAAUUGCAUGCGCGGACCAGCACUUCCUAUCCCUGAACCAUCUUCACAGCCUUGCCACAGAGGACGCCAUGGUGGAGUUGGUUAAAUACCCGGGUAUAGGCCCGAAGACGGCUGCUUGUGUGUUGCUCUUUUGCUUGCAGCGCCCUUGCUUUGCAGUUGAUACUCACAUCUUCCGUAUAUGCAAGUGGUUGGGCUGGGUGCCUUCGGACAAAGCAACGGAGAUUACGGCGUUCAGCCAUCUUGAAGUGCGCAUUCCUGAUCAUUUGAAGUAUUCCCUUCAUCAGCUCCUCAUCCGUCAUGGUAAGUCUUGUCCACGGUGUCGGGCAAUUACUGGGCAGUCAUCUGCCGGAUGGGAGGAGGGCUGUGUGAUUGAUCAUCUGGUAAAAAGGACGGGAAAGAGGAAGGGAGGUGGCACAGAAUCAGUGACGGAGGAUGCCAAAUCCAAUGGGCGGAAACGCCGUGCUUAA